AUGGAUAGGUCAACUAUUCGUGUUGUUUACGAAUGUGAGUUCCGUCGUGGAACCAAUUCAUCCCAGAUGUUUCUAAACAUCAAUGAGGUGUUUAAUGACGAUGUCGCGAGUGAGCACACUGUAUGUCGAUGGUUUGAGAAAUUCCGGUCUGGUGACUCUAUUCUUGAGAAUCAGCCCAAUGGUAGACCUGAGACCAAGAUAGAAAAUGAUGGCCUUGAAACUGUAAUGGAAGCGGAUAUAUCUCAAACUCUGCGUAAGAAACUCACUCCAUUUUGUAUUGUUUACUUAACUCCUGUUACUGUUACUGUGUGGUUCAUAAGGAGCGGUGAGCUCCACGUACCCUUGGAUGUAUGUGGAGCUGUGGUUAAACGGGAGUUAGACUUCUGGGAAAUCGAUGAGUUCGAAAUUAAGGCCUGUUGUUGGCGACACUAUAGAAGCUAUAUCGAUAAUCAACGUAUAUUGAACGACUUCAACCAGAGUUUACAAAGUGAACGGUUCAAUGUAAACUACGAUAAUUUGAAAGGAUGGAAAAAAUUACAGAUGCAAGUAUGGUUGAUCCUAGAUCACCCACGUACGUCCAGACCUGCGAUGAUAUAUGGAAUUACAUCGUUUCUUUUCGUGGUCCUGUCCAUUUUGGGUUUCUGCCUGGAAACGCUGCCUCAAGUCCGAGGCCCCACCAACAUCACACGCCAAUGCAACGGAGAGACUAGCGAAAGUCUGCAAGUGAUGCAGUCCCAUGAUGCGCUAAACGUCAUUGAUGUCAUCUGUACCAUCUUCUUCACACUGGAGUUAAUAGCCCGAUUUAUAUUUGCUCCGCAGAAAUUGAAGUUCGUUCGUUCUUUAAUGAAUAUUAUAGACUUACUGGCUCUCGUGCCACUUUACGUACAAGUCAUUCUACAUUCAACUGAUCCAGAAUUCUGUUAUCUAAAUGAACGACUUGUGAUGGAGAUUAUGUUUAUUUUGCGUAUUAUUCGCAUGUUUCGAAUUUUCCAUCUUGUCAAACAUUACCAAGCGCUAAAAAUAUUAGUUUAUGCCAUGAAAGCAAGCAUUCAGGAACUGCUUAUGCUGGCUAUAUUUAUGAUUAUUGCUAUGCUUGUAUUUGCUACAAUGAUCUAUUAUGCAGAACGCAAAGAUGCAACGAACGCUAGCGAUGCGUUCAACACAAUCCCUAUGGGGUUUUGGUGGGCAAUCAUCACCAUGACAACGGUUGGUUACGGAGAUGUUUAUCCGUCUUCCACGAUUGGCUAUAUUGUCGGUGCUGGAUGUGCACUCAGUGGAGUGCUACUAGUUGCCCUUACCAUCCCUGUCAUCUCGAACAAUUUCACCCUCUUUUACACACACGUUAGAUCGCGCUCCAGCGAACGCCGGGUAAGUCGCACAUUCCAAGGUGGAUCCGAGAUUCUCGAACACCACGAUCCCACCAAUAAUUUUGAUCGUCGCUCGUCCAAUUCGUCUGUGGUUCUGGAAACCUUCAUGAAUGGCACUGUGGCUGUUCACAAAAUGAACAAUCCGCUAUACGCGACUCUACCGUAUGCCGACCGUACAUCAAUUUCAGACAAUGGUAUGGAAGACGACAUGGACUCAGACAGAACCAUAAGCAGAAAUGGUUCUUUUCGAACACUAGACCUAACUGAGCCCAAACCUGAAACACGUUUAUGAUAUAUGAAUUCAACUACACAAACACUAAAACAAAAACAAUACACAAACAACAAAUACAAAAUCAAAAGGAUAGGUGAAAUAUAUAACAAUAAAAAAUACACAAAAUUACAAAACUAAAUCACAAAAUGAUACGAAAAAACGGGACGAGUCAAAUAAAACAUUCAACAGCAAACAUUAUCAAAAGAAAAUAUGUACAUAUGUGCGUGAUCAUGUGUGUGUGUGCGUGCGUGUGUGCGUACGUGUGUGCUUGCGUGUGUGAAUUCUAUAAGUGAAAGAAGAUUCUAGAAUUGAUGUCUAUCAAUGGUAUAAAGAUGGUAUAUAUAAA
Messenger RNA from Octopus bimaculoides (California two-spot octopus), 1984 nucleotides. Its product is annotated as potassium voltage-gated channel protein Shaw. Lineage: Eukaryota; Metazoa; Mollusca; Cephalopoda; Octopoda; Octopodidae. Gene Ontology annotation, molecular function: delayed rectifier potassium channel activity; protein binding. Gene Ontology annotation, biological process: potassium ion transmembrane transport; action potential; protein homooligomerization. Gene Ontology annotation, cellular component: membrane; voltage-gated potassium channel complex. The record is from RefSeq and is a predicted model, not a curated record.